Molecule: messenger RNA, 1346 nt
Organism: Erigeron canadensis
Lineage: Eukaryota; Viridiplantae; Streptophyta; Magnoliopsida; Asterales; Asteraceae
Exons: 20
Coding region: 445-1167 (240 amino acids)
Source: RefSeq, a predicted model, not a curated record
ACACGUCACGCUCUUCAGCCGGUUGUCGUCGCCGCCUAUGGUUCCUCCUCCGCCGCUGACGUCCGAAAAGUGAUACUAUUUCGCAUAAUUGUUGGAUGAAAUGAUUUAACCAUUUGGUUGUGAUGCUAAAACAGAUGAGUAAUGAAGGACUUCAAUCCUAAUCUAUUGGAAUCGUCAUCUGCUGAUGGUGAAGACAAAAAGGAGUCUCCUAAUUUGUUGCAAGCGUUAUCUUGUUACGGUUAAGGAACGCAGAACUCCUUUUUUAGAGACUUAGAAUUAUCAAUUGCAAAAGAACUAGCAGAAACGUGGCUUGUAGCUGUUGAUGAUAGGCAAGAAACGAAGGACUUCAAUCCUAAGCUAUUCAAAUUGUCGUGCUCUGAUGAUGAAGAAAAGGAGGAUUCUCCUGAUUUCUUGCAAGUUUCAUCUUGUAACUGUCAAGGAACGAUGAACUCCCUUUUUAGAGACUUAGAGUUGGCAAUUGCAAAAGCAAAUAAGUCGGAUGUCAGCAGAUCCAGAUCAGAAAGGAAAGCAGAAACGAAGGACUUCAAUCCUAAGGUAUUCGAAUUGUCGUCAUCUGAUAGUGAAGAAAAGGAGGAGUCUCCUGAUUUCUUGCAAGUUUUACCUUGUAACGGUCAAGGAACGCAGAACUCCCUUUUUAGAGACUUAGAAUUGUCAAUUGCAAAAGAGCUAACAGAUUCAUGGUUUGUACCUGAUGUUAAAAGAUCCGGAUCAUUUACGAAAGUAGGGAUAUGCAUCAGAUGUUUUGAGAAUUCAAGAGAUGAUCACGGCGGGCUUAAAGUGUGGGAAGAUCAUGGUGAUAGUUCGGUAGACAAAGAGCUCUUAAGAAAGUAUCUUAAAAGAUUAAGUGCAGAGGAUGCAAAAAGAAAAAAAGAAGAAGUGAAGUUGGAUCCUAAAUUAUUUCAAGUGAAAGACGGAAAUGGUUUUCAUUCCCUGACCGAAAAAGAGCAACGUAAUUGGAUAACAUUACAGUUCAUCAUGGGCCGCUAUAUUGCGCCUUAUAGAUCGGUGGUGAUUCAUCAGCCACCCGCAGUGAUUUCUCAGCCACCAGCGGUGUUUGAGGAAUCAGACCAAGAGGAUUCAGGCCAAGAGGACUAUAUCUCAGAUUUAAGUAGUAUGUUUCUUGAGGAUUCAGGUAACAUGGCAUAGCACUUGGUUACGAAGUCGAACAAGAAUUGUAUGUUGAUUGUAAAGUCUGUGUUUCUAUUUAACGACUACUAGUAGUAUUCUAUGCUGUAAUAUUCUGGUAGUGUAUGUUAUAUUCUGCUUGUGUAUGCUAAGAUUUUUAAAUUGCUUUAAUGGUUAUCGAUGGUGUUGAUUUUGAUUCA